Messenger RNA from Brenthis ino (lesser marbled fritillary), 1662 nucleotides. Lineage: Eukaryota; Metazoa; Arthropoda; Insecta; Lepidoptera; Nymphalidae. The record is from the annotation of a GenBank genome assembly.
AUGACAGAAAAAACAUCACUUAAUAGUCUUAUUAUUCACCCUGAUAUUGAGCCUGGUGUUAUAGACAAUGCUAUGCUUACACGGUGCAUUUUAGAGUAUGGACCAAAAGACGAAGCAGGUCGAUUAUUCGCAGAGGAAGGCGUUCAUUUAGAUGAAGCACCUGUCGUUAGACUUGAGUUCCAAAAUAUCUUAAGAAUUGAUCAUCUUUGGAUGUUGAAAUCAUUAAGGAAAUUGACAUUGGCGCAUAAUCUCAUUGAAAAAAUUGAAAAUUUAGACCAAUUGACUGGACUAAAUGAAUUAGACUUAUCUUUUAAUAAAAUUGAGAAAAUAGAAAAUUUAGACGCACUGGUCAAUAUAGAAGUGUUGACGCUAUUUCAUAAUAAGAUAAGAAAACUUGAGAAUAUGGAAACACUAGAAAAUCUUUUAGUAUUUAGUAUUGGUGAUAAUUUAAUUGAAGAUUAUAAAGAGAUGGCGUAUAUGAGGAAAUUUCGUAAAUUACGCUCAGUGAGCUUUAAGGGUAAUCCAUGUUGUGACGAUCCCAUGACUUACCAGUUUCUGAAAUCUGCUCUUACCCGCGUUACUUAUUUAGAUUAUAAACUAGUUACUGAAGAUGAAAGGGAAGAUGGAAGAGCUAUUUUUAGAGGUCUUCUUCGUAAAUUAGAUGAAGAUGAUGAAAAAGCUGAAAAAGAACGUUUGGCCAAAGAAGAUUAUAACGCAAAAGUUGAAUUUUAUGCCCUAUCAUUUGUUGAAUAUUUAAGCGGUCCCGAGUUACUUGAGGCUAUGUUUGAGAAGGACCCAGACGGAACUCUACUGCUCAAAGUUGGCGGCGAGCUCAUUGGAUUCUAUGAACAAUAUAAAGAACAAUACGUAGAAACAAUGGCGGGAUUGGUAGAGUUUGCUCAAGAAGCGUACAACGCGAGACAACAAGAAAUUAAGCUAUUUAAAGAUUUAGUAGACAAUGCUCUAGAAGAUAGUGUGGUAAAAAGUAAAGCUGUCGUAGCGGAAUUCGAAGAAAAGAAAAAGCCUCUAACAGAACAAAUGAAUCAAAUAAUAGGUAAAUUUACGGCCAAACAAGCCACUAUAGAGGAGUUAGAACCAAAUAUUAUAGAUGCUGGGGAGUCCUUCAAUGAUUUGAUCUUUGAUUUAUGGAAAAAACUGAUGACUAUUGAAAUGCAACUAUAUGAACAAUGCGAGGAAUCUCGAGUUCAAUUUGCAGUAAACAUGACAGAAAUGAUAACGAAAUUACUAGAAGUUUCUCGCAACGCUUUUGGGGCGUGGCGGGAACAUGAAGGCAUGUGGUCGAUGCGUCAGUUCGAGACGCUAUCCAAGCUUUUGGGUAAUAAAGUUAUAUUGGGUGAUAUUCCUAAAGAACUGUUUGAGGUGAUGAUGGACAGAGAUCAAAUGAUGAAUCUCGUAGCCCAGUCGUCAGACAACCACAUGCGGUUCAUCGACGCUCGGGAAGACUUGCUAAUGACGCGAGCGAAUAACUGGCGAGAUCAACUAGUACAAGGAACUAACGAUAACGAAAUCAAGCGAAACAGAGAUAGGAUUCUGGAAAUAUAUUAUUUCAUAGACAACCAACGUGAAGAAUGGACGGACAUGCAGAUGAGUAUGACUGAGACGGUCGAUCCAGAGACUGCUGCUCUUUUCGGCGACGACUUU